AUGGGAAAGAUUAUCUUCUACGAAGGCCGCAACUUCCAGGGCCGUCACUGGGAGUGCAGUAGUGACUGCAUGGACACCUUCAGGCACUUCAACUGUUGUAACUCCAUCCGUGUCAGUGGUGGUCACUGGGUGGCCUAUGAGAAGCCUUACUACAUGGGUUACCAGUACAUCCUUGGUCCUGGAGAGUACCCUGACUACCACACCUGGAUGGGCUUCAACAACUGCAUCCGCUCCUGCCAGAUGUUCGCCCCUUACAGAGGAUCCUACAGGAUGAGGAUCUACAACAGGCCCGACAUGAUGGGACACACGAUGGAGUUCAUGGAUGACUGCCCCAAUGUGUACGAGCGCUUCCGCUACCAUGACAUUUAUUCCUGCAACGUCAUGGAGGGUUUCUGGAUCUUCUACGAGCACCCGAACUACAGGGGACGCCAGUAUUUCCUGCGCCCUGGAGAGUACAGGGCUUGUGGUGAAUGGGGCUGCCACAACCCCAUGGUGGGCUCAUUCAGGAGGAUGAGGACUCUGAUGUAAAUUAUGUGUAACUUCAAUGAACAUUAAACACGUGAUUUUCAAAUAAUAAUGUUCUUUGUGAGAUUAUUUGAACAAAUCCAUGCAACCCAUAAACCUGAGGUACAACAAUACUCUCGUCAAGCAGCACAUUUGCUUCCUGCUUAGUGUACAUCUUGCACUGAUAAAAACCUGCUGCUGCUUAAUGAUCUGCAUUGCUGUCAAAUACCUAUCGAUACAAACUAAACCUUUUCUCUUUGCUCACUCUUCAACCUGCCUAUGCGCACAGUCUGCACGUGGGUUUCUGGCAUUCAUGCCAAUAAAGGCAGCUGUUGCAACUCUUAUUGUAGCCCUUUGAGAAAGUGCAGUUGUACAGUAUUUUCUGCAGAGAGAGAGAGCUUUAACACAGACAAAAGGGCUGCUGCAGCCCACCAGUCCUAUAGUGUUCUGCAGUCUAUAGAGCGUACUGUGCUGACACGACAAAGCUUUGUUUCACAUUUGCAAAGCCCUGAU
Molecule: messenger RNA, 1017 nt
Organism: Scatophagus argus
Lineage: Eukaryota; Metazoa; Chordata; Actinopteri; Scatophagidae
Gene: crygmxl2
Product: crystallin, gamma MX, like 2
Exons: 3
Coding region: 1-528 (175 amino acids)
Biological process (GO): visual perception; lens development in camera-type eye
Molecular function (GO): structural constituent of eye lens
Source: RefSeq, a predicted model, not a curated record